AUGGUUGUGGAAGCAGUGUCGGAGCAGUGCAGCCAGUUGCAGGAAGAAGAUACGACAGAUGAACGUGGUGAAUAUCGUAUACGUGGUCUUCAUCCAAAUUGCGUUUAUCGAUUAGUUCUGAAAACUCCAAGUGGUCAACGAAUGAAAUCCUAUCCGAGAUAUUACGAUAUUACGGUGAAUACAGAAGAUGUGCGGGGGACGGAUUUUGUGCUUACACACAUUAAAGAACAGGUGGAUGUGGCUGGCGAAGUAAUAUUUGCUGGCAUGGAGCCACCUUUGCAGUAUAAAAUUGGCCUAUACAAACAUGGUGAUCUGAUGCAGCAAGUAACCGUGAAUGCGCCAUCAACCGUCUUUUACUUUGACAUACCCAGUGUGAACAAUGAGGUUAGUGAAUUAUCGCUGCGAUGA
Messenger RNA from Gongylonema pulchrum, 408 nucleotides. Lineage: Eukaryota; Metazoa; Nematoda; Chromadorea; Rhabditida; Gongylonematidae. The record is from the annotation of a GenBank genome assembly.